Messenger RNA from Salvelinus namaycush (lake trout), 2253 nucleotides. RefSeq names its product patched domain-containing protein 3-like. The record is from RefSeq and is a predicted model, not a curated record. The transcript is spliced from 6 exons. Gene Ontology annotation, cellular component: membrane. NCBI's taxonomy places the organism in Eukaryota, Metazoa, Chordata, Actinopteri, Salmoniformes, Salmonidae. The coding region runs from base 1 to 2253 and encodes 750 amino acids.
AUGACAAUUGGUGCAUUCGCUUUUAGAGAUCUAUGUGUUAAGAAAGGUGGUGAGUGUGUGUCAAAUUCAAUCUUUGAUAUUGUAAAAACUCCUAAUGAUGUUACCACAACAACGAUUAACUACCCAUAUAAUGGCACAAUUUUCAUUGCAUCUGAAAUUGGUGGUGUGAAACUGAAAAGUGGAUUUGAAAUUGAAAGUGCAGAGGCAAUUAGACUAUUUUACUUCUUAAAAGAAGACAACCAAACUAGAAAUACCAUGUGGCUAAAGAAGUUUAUAGAGACUGCUUCCAAGAUGAAAAAAGAAGAAGGCAUGACAAUAUCUUACUUUACAUCCAUAUCAAGGGAGGAAGAGUUUGAGAAGAGCUCUGACUCAAUCAUUCCUCUCUUCUCAUUGACAUAUGCCCUGGCCAUCAAUUUUUCUAUCAUAUCUUGUUUGAGGUUGGACUGUGUGAGGAACAAGGUGUGGGUGGCAACCUUUGGUGUCCUCUCAGCUGGUAUGGCAGUGCUGUCCAGUUUUGGGUUGUUGCUGUACUGUGGGAUGCCCUUCGCCAUGACUGUGGCAACAGCUCCAUUCCUGAUUCUGGGAAUUGGUGUUGACGACAUGUUCAUCAUGAUUUCCUGCUGGCAGCAGACUCAAGUUCAUGACAACGUAGAGGACCGUAUGGCAGCUACAUACAAAGAGGCAGCUGUCUCUAUCACCAUCACAACACUAACUGAUGCCCUGGCCUUCUAUAUUGGUCUGUUAACUCCAUUUGGUUCUGUACAAUCCUUUUGUAUGUAUACUGGCACAGCUGUCCUGUUCUGUUACUUGUACAAUAUUACCUUCUUUGGUGCAUUUCUGGCAUUGAAUGGGAGUCGUGAAAAGGGCAACAGACACUGGCUGACAUGCAUGAAGGUUCCAGAACCAGAGGAGAACUCUAAAAAGUACAACCUCUGCUGUGUAGGGGGAGCUUAUGAUCAUGAAACGGGAAAAGAGGAAGUUAUGCCAAUUAACAACUUCUUUAAGAUGUACUAUGGGCCAUUUCUAACAAAGACUUGGACCAAGGUGUUUGUGAUCCUGCUCUAUGCUGGAUAUUUGGGCUCAAGUAUCUAUGGUUGCUUCCAAAUCCAAGAAGGCAUAGACCUUAAAAACCUAGCAGCUGAUAGCUCAUACGUGGGUAGCUAUUACGAUAAUGAGGACCAAUACUUUUCAGAGUAUGGUCCAAAUGUUAUGGUUGUUGUGACUGACAGUAAGUUUCAAUAUUGGGACAAAACUGCUCGAAAGCGUCUUGAUAAUUGUCUUGAACGUUUUGAGAGUCUAACGUUGGAUGGUCGAUCAUUGGUUGCAAAAAAUAUGACCCUUUCUUGGCUUAAUGAAUAUGUGAAAGUUAUAAAUCCAAAUAACGAAACCAUUUUCAUGGAUAGUUUACCUGCGUUUUUACAACGAUCAGAUUUCACACAAGAUGUGAAUAUUUCAAACAAAGUCAUAAUUGCCUCGCGUAUGUUUAUUCAGACAAUCAACGUCAGUACAGCCGUUGAUGAAAAGAACAUGUUGAAUAAGCUUCGAGAGACAGCUAAUGGUUGUUCAGAAAAGUUGGUUGUUUACCACCCUGCUUUCAUAUACUUUGACCAGUAUGCAGUCAUUGUUAGUAAUACCAUCCAAAACAUUGUGGUUGCCACUCUUGCCAUGCUGGUGAUCUCCCUCAUGUUGAUCCCCAACCCCAUAUGUUCUCUGUGGGUGACCUUUGCCAUUGCCUCUGUCAUAGUGGGUGUUGCUGGUUUCAUGGCAUUAUGGGAUGUCAAUCUAGACUCUGUAUCCAUGAUCAAUCUUGUCAUCUGCAUUGGUUUCUCAGUGGAUUUUUCUGCUCACAUUUCCUAUGCUUUUGUCUCAAGCAAAGAGGUCACUGCUAAUAAGAAGGCUGUAGAUGCUGUCUAUCACUUGGGGUAUCCCAUCAUACAGGGAGCUGUGUCUACUAUUUUAGGAGUGGUGGUGCUGUCUGCUGCUGAGAGCUACAUCUUCAGAACCUUCUUUAAGAUCAUGUUCUUGGUCAUUUUGUUUGGGGCGGUCCAUGGUAUAGUGUUUAUCCCAGUGUUUCUGACCUUCUUUGGAAUCUGCGGAGGCAAAGGCCCAACAAUUUGCCACAUAUUUUUUCGUACCGUGUCCUCGGGUCUGGAGGGUGGUGUAAUCCCAAUGGAGCACAGCCUCUACCACCUCGUGGAGUUUGGCUCAGUGAGCGCCUUAAAGAUGGUGAAGAUAGCAGAGUCUUCUCUUUGA